UUGGGCGGGAAAAUUUUGCCGCCAAAGCUGCCGAAGUGGGAGCGUUGUAAUCAGAACGGUGUGAGUUGUGUGAAAACUGGAAAAUGGAAGGGUUUGAUGAUCCCGGUAUAUUUUUUUCGGAUAAUUUUGGCGGUGAUGAUCAGGCCAGUGAAUCGCGUCUCACGCUGCAAAGUACUAAGAAGAAAUUUAAACAGUUUCUGAAGCAGUUUCAUGAAGGAAAUUUUAAUUAUAAAUACAGAGACACCUUGAAAAGACAAUACAACUUGGGGCAGUACUGGCUCCAGGUUAAUUUGGAAGAUCUAGCAAGUUUCGAUGAAACCCUGGCGGAGAAAAUGUACAAGCAGCCAACAGAACAUCUUCCCAUUUUCGAGGAAGCAGCGAAAGAAAUUGCAGAUGAAGUAACGGCUCCAAGACCCCUUGGAGAAGAAGCAGUGCAAGAUAUUCAGAUAUUACUGUCCUCUGAUGCAAAUCCUGCUAGCAUGCGUGACAUGAAGUCUGAAACAGUGUCACGGCUGGUGAAAAUUCCAGGAAUUGUUGUGUCGGCAUCUGGUGUUCGUGCAAAAGCAACACAAAUAGCUAUACAGUGCCGUUCCUGCAAGAGUAUUACAACUCAUUUGGCUGUUAAGCCAGGUCUUGAGGGAUAUGCAUUGCCUCGGCGGUGCAAUACGGAGCAGGCAGGUCGUCCAAAGUGUCCUUUGGAUCCUUUCUUCAUUGUCCCUGACAAGUGCACCUGUGUAGACUUUCAAGUUCUGAAAUUACAAGAGUUGCCUGAUUAUAUUCCACAAGGAGAGAUGCCACGUCACCUUGAACUUUACUGUGACAGGUACCUCUGUGAGCGAGUUGUGCCCGGCAAUAGAGUCGUAGUACUGGGAAUCUUCUCCAUCAAAAAAGUUUCAAAACCCAAGAGUCGUGGAAGGGAACGUGCGCUUGUUGGUGUUAGAACACCAUACUUGCGUGUUGUAGGCAUCAGGAUUGAUGCUGCUGGUUCUGGUUUUAGCAGUCCACAACCAGUGACAGCAGAGGAAGAAGACUCCUUCCGUCGUUUAGCAGCUAGUCCAAAUCUAUAUGAGCGUAUUGCCAGAAGUGUUGCUCCCAGUAUCUUUGGGUUUGCAGACAUCAAGAAGGCAAUAGCUUGUUUACUGUUUGGAGGUUCAAGAAAGCGGAUGCCUGAUGGUUUGACCCGGCGUGGAGAUAUCAAUAUACUAUUGCUGGGUGAUCCUGGUACUGCUAAAUCUCAGUUGCUGAAGUUUGUGGAACGUGUCUCCCCUAUUGCUGUUUACACAUCAGGAAAAGGGUCCUCUGCUGCUGGGCUCACAGCAUCUGUAAUCAGGGACCCUUCCUCAAGAAACUUUGUCAUGGAAGGAGGUGCUAUGGUCCUCGCUGAUGGUGGUGUUGUUUGUAUUGACGAAUUUGACAAAAUGAGAGAAGAUGAUCGUGUGGCAAUUCACGAGGCCAUGGAACAGCAAACCAUCUCUAUUGCAAAGGCUGGAAUUACCACCACAUUAAAUUCUAGGUGUUCAGUACUUGCAGCUGCGAACUCCAUUUUUGGGAGAUGGGAUGAAACCAAAGGUGAAGAAAAUAUUGAUUUCAUGCCUACUAUUCUGUCAAGAUUUGAUAUGAUCUUCAUUGUGAAAGAUGAGCACAAUGAAGCAAGAGAUCAGACUGUUGCUAAGCACAUAAUGAAUGUGCACAUGAACGCAGGUCAAACGUCUGAGGACAACACAGAUGGAGAAAUACCUUUGGCACUUAUGAAGAAAUUUAUCAAUUACUGUCGCCUGCACUGUGGACCUCGUCUUUCAGAAGCUGCUGGUGAGAAAUUAAGAAAUCGUUAUGUACUGAUGCGAAGUGGAACUCGUGAACAUGAGAUUGAAACGGAGAAGAGAUUGUCCAUUCCUAUUACUGUAAGGCAGCUUGAGGCAGUUAUACGAAUUUCGGAGUCUCUAGCAAAAAUGCAGUUACAGCCAUUUGCAACAGAAGCACAUGUUGAUGAAGCAUUAAGGCUUUUUCAAGUAUCAACACUGGAUGCAGCAAUGUCAGGAAGUUUGGCAGGUGCUGAAGGUUUCACCACUGAAGAGGAUUAUGAGAUGUUGGGACGAAUUGAGAAGCAACUGAAGAAGAGAUUUGCCAUUGGUUCACAAGUUUCAGAACACACAAUUGUUCAGGAUUUUCUCAGGCAGAAAUACCCAGAGAGAGCAGUGUUCAAGGUCAUUCACACUAUGAUUCGCAGAGGAGAACUGCAGCACAGGAUGCAAAGGAAAAUGCUUUACAGAUUAAUGUGAAAAGGUGCGAGUUUUAACAUCUGCGACUAAUCCUGUUUAAUGGUGUAUGCCUCUGGAGGUGUGAAAGACUUUGUAGAUCCAAGAGUAAUGUUGCAACAUAUUAAACUCCUCCGUCACAAGAAACACAAUUUUAAAAAUUCUGGGAAAAAGGUCACUUUUGGCCCUGCACAUAAAUAUUAAUUGUUGCAAAUAACAGCAAAUAUGUUUUUAAAGAAAGAUGUGUUUUUAUUAAAUAAAUAAAUUACGCUGUUUUAAUAA
Schistocerca americana (American grasshopper) is the source of this 2537-nucleotide messenger RNA. RefSeq names its product DNA replication licensing factor mcm5 (gene Mcm5). Gene Ontology annotation, cellular component: MCM complex; nucleus. Gene Ontology annotation, molecular function: 3'-5' DNA helicase activity; single-stranded DNA helicase activity; ATP binding. NCBI's taxonomy places the organism in Eukaryota, Metazoa, Arthropoda, Insecta, Orthoptera, Acrididae. Gene Ontology annotation, biological process: DNA replication initiation; double-strand break repair via break-induced replication; DNA replication. The record is from RefSeq and is a predicted model, not a curated record. The coding region runs from base 84 to 2279 and encodes 731 amino acids. The transcript is spliced from 17 exons.